Molecule: messenger RNA, 5246 nt
Organism: Selaginella moellendorffii
Lineage: Eukaryota; Viridiplantae; Streptophyta; Lycopodiopsida; Selaginellales; Selaginellaceae
Product: endoribonuclease Dicer homolog 3a
Exons: 29
Coding region: 19-5082 (1687 amino acids)
Biological process (GO): siRNA processing
Cellular component (GO): cytoplasm; nucleus
Molecular function (GO): DNA binding; ribonuclease III activity; ATP binding
Source: RefSeq, a predicted model, not a curated record
CGGGCAGGCCAGGAAGCGAUGGAAAUUCCUGAUGAAGAUGAUCCGCUGGUUCUCAAGAGUAAGAAGCGCAAGGCGGAGAAGCAGGCAUCCAAGGCUAAGAAAUCGAAGAUCGAAGUCACUGAGAAAUGCGAGAUAAUCGCUGCUCCAGCUGCUCAAGUUGCAAGGCCUGCUGUGGUGGAUUUUGAGCCGAGGAGCUAUCAGCUGGAAGUUCUUGAGAAAGUUUUGAAGGAGAACACAAUUGUUUUCCUUGAGACCGGGGCUGGGAAGACACACAUUGCCGCGAUGCUCUUCAAUAAGCUAGCGGAUCGUCUCUCGAUGCCCGAGGAGAAGCGCAUCGGUGUUUUUCUCACUCCGACUGUGGCUCUUGCUGAUCAGCAAGCGAACGUUAUAUCGUCAAGCACACGUUUAAAGGUGGGGAUUUAUCAUGGCGGCCAGAUGGAUACUUGGGACGUUAGAAAAUGGAGCGAGGAGAUUGAUUCGCAUCAGGUGUUAGUGAUGACCGCGCAAGUUCUGUUUAACUCGCUCCAGCUAUCGGCAAUCAGAAUGGAAAUGAUCGAAGUUUUGAUUUUUGACGAGUGCCACAGGGCUCAAAAUAACCAUCCAUAUGCUUCGGUCAUGAAGACUUACUAUCAUACUUCGACGUCGAAACUUAAACCGAGAAUUUUUGGAAUGACUGGAUCUCUCGUCGCAACGAAAGUCUCUACCUGUGAGGAUGGGAAGCUUUGCAAGGAGAUGAGAGAUCUUGAGAGCCUUUUAGACUCCAAGAUUUACACAAUAACAUCUCGAGCAGAGCUUGAAGAGAAAGUGCCAACUCCUUUUUACCGAAACUUAUACUACGACAAAGCUCACCAUUGUUUUAAAGAAUUGCGCAGAUGCCUCACUGAUUUGUUAGACAAGUAUCAGCAAAGCAGCUGUGUCGGCACAUGUCAGUUAAGCGACGAAAAUAAAAAACGUUCCAAGUUUUCAAACCUAUAUAAUGCGAUCACAAGCUGCCUUCUCGACCUUGGUUUGUGGAGCGCCGUCCUGGCUGUUGAGGUACUUCUAAAAAUUGAUCCAGAGGGUACGAAACCCUCAGUGGAGAAUGAGGAUAAGAAUGACGAACAAAGGUUUUUGAAAGAAGCUUACAACAUCUUGAAGAGUUUUGUGCCUGGAGACUCCGUCAGCAGCAUAUCAAGCCCCGAGGAUGCCAAAAAGGCUGUCAAUUCUGGGUUAAUAACUUCAAAAGUUAAAGCAUUACUCAAAAUUCUAGUGAGAUACAGAAAUGUUGAGCCUUUUCGAUGCAUGAUUUUUGUUGAGAGAGUGGUCGUGACACAGGUGCUUGCCAGGCUCCUGAGCACCUUUAAAGCUAUCGAUUUUUGCCGCACUGGCUACAUUGUAGGGGUGACUGCCGAUGGCAACACCACGAAGCAUGUAGAAACAGUGAAGGCUUUCAAAAGUGGGGAGUUGAAUGUGUUAAUCUGCACAUCAGUUGCCGAGGAGGGUCUCGACGUGCAGUCGUGCAAUUGCGUCGUGAGGUUUGAUAUUUGUCGCACCCUAAGGAGCUUUAUUCAGUCGCGUGGCCGGGGACGGAAACGAGACGCAACCUAUAUGUUUCUUCUUGAAAGGGGUAACCUGGAGCAGGAGAGCCUGCUGAUGGAACUGGUAAACAGUGAGGAGCUUAUGAGGGCCGAAGCAUUAUCCCGAAUGAGCAAAACUAUUGAAAUAACGCCAUUGAUCGACGCGGACUUGGACUUCUUCUACACGACCUCUGGAGCAUGCAUUAGCACCGAUGGUGCAGUAUCUUUUAUCUACAGAUACUGCAGCCAACUCCCAGGGGACAGAUUCUACAAUCCCAAACCAGAAAUCGAAGUCACUAAAUGUGAAUCUGAUAACGAGGAGUUGUUCUCGUGUACAAUAACGUUUCCUCCGAAUGCCCCUCUUCAUGUACUCACAGGGCUUCCAAAGCGAAACAAGCAGCUUGCGAAGAAGGUAGCAUGUCUUGAGGCAUGCCGGCAGCUGGACGCUUUGGGGGCACUAGGCGAACGACAUCCACCUGAGGUCCGCGAAGAAAAGAUGGCUUCGGAGGGUCCGGGACUAGGCUCUACGAAGCUCAAGGAGCUAUUUCCGUCUAUCAAGUCCACUACUUACCAGAGACAAUGGAUAACGACCUCGACGGACAUAGUUUUGCAUAUCUAUGCUCUCAUAUUCCAUCCGGAGGAGAAUGGCUCAACGUAUACAAAUUUUGGUCUUUUAUUUGAUGCCGCCCUUGACGACGACGUCGGGAAUAUUGAAGUUAAUCUCUAUCUCACCAAGAACAGAGCUGUGAAAGCGAAACUUUCCUCUGCUGGGCAACGUCGGGUAGACUCUGUCCAGCUUGCUGCAGCGAAAGCUUAUCAAGAGAUCAUGUUUAACGGAGCGUUCAGCAGGUUGGUGUUUCGGGAGGAUAAGAACGACAGGACACUGGCAACGUGCUUGCUUUCCUCCACUGAGAAAGCGAAUGAAUUGUGGUCGGAGACGUACUUGUUGCUACCUAUUCUUGAUGGGAGCUGUGAUAUCGACUGGAACAUCGUAACACGCUGUGCAGACGCUGCCAAGUUGCUACCAAGUCUGUGCUCCGAGCUGAACAAGACCGAGGUCUGUAUGGAGAGACCCGAUACCGGUCUUAUUUACACAGCUAGUGGCCCUGUGAGUCCCGGCGCGCUACAAGACGCUGUCGUUCUUACAGUACACACAGGAAAGCUCUUCUCCAUUGUCGAAGUUUUGGAGGAUUUAGGAGCUCAGUCGACGUUUAAAGAAAACGAAGAGUCCGAGCCGUGCACUUACGAGGAGUUCUAUCUUAGAAAGCAUGGGCGAUUGUUGCGAUAUCAAACGCAACCUUUUCUACGAGUCAAACCAACGCAUGCCGUUCACAACCAUCUGCACGAGCCAGAUCGAAAGAACAAACAAAAACCAGCUGCCAUCGUGAAAAACUUUGUGGAGAUUCCACCAGAGCUUUGUCUCGUUCUUGGCGCAAGGAGUUCAAUGAUUCGAUCUUUAUAUCUAGUGCCUUCGUUUAUGUAUCGCUUUACCGCGUACAUCAUCUCCUCCGAACUUCGGACAAAGUUCACAAAGCAUUUUCCAUGUGCUCACGCUUCCAAGAUCCUCGAGGCACGCACAAGCUUGCGUUGUCAAGACGGUUUCUCAUACGAAGGUCUCGAGCUGCUCGGAGACUCGGUUCUCAAGUACGCUGUAACCAGGAAAUUAUAUCUUCUUCAUUCGACCAUGCACGAAGGUGAACUGUCCGAUCGAAGGUCUCAUGCCAUAUGCAAUUCAACACUUCGCAAGCUCGCCGUAGCACAAGAUUUACCGAUGUAUGUUCGGGACGAGCCUUUCUACCCGUCCUGCUGGGUCGGAGCGGGUAUGUACCGCCAGAGAAGCAGAAAAUGCUGCUGUCGACUGGACAACCUUGUGACAAAAGAAUCAAGCAAGCCAAGACCGACAGAUGCUACGUACUACGUCGGGAAAACUUGCGGACAAGGCCAUCGAUGGAUGUGCUCCAAAACCACGUCGGAUGCUUUAGAAGCUUUGAUCGGGGCGUAUGCUGUUGGAGGGGGCUUCGAUGGUGCUUUGGAGUUCAUGAAAGCACUGCAAGUAGAUGUGGAUUUCGACAGUGGUUUAAUCGCAGCGAGCCAGCAUCGCCCUGUUCCUUUGGAUGCGGUUCAGUUUCAUAUGCCUGCCUUGCUUUCGUUAGAGAAAGAACUCUGUUACACGUUCCAGAACAAGGCGCUUCUGCUGGAGGCGAUCACGCAUGCUUCUACACCGGAUACGGUUUUCUGCUACCAGAGGUUGGAGUUCAUCGGGGAUGCUGUCCUUGAUUUUCUUGUGACUCGACACCUAUUUACGUCACACCCCGGUUUAAGCCCGGGAUUGCUCUCGGACCUCCGCUCGGCAUCUGUCAAUAACGACUGUUUAGCUCGCGUUGCAGUGAAGCAUCGACUGCACUCGUACCUUCGACACGGCUCCGCAGAACUACGAGCAAAGAUAACUUCAUUUCUGGAUGUUUUAGACAGAGAUCCGGAAUGCAGUGUUAUGUUUGGGUUCAAAGCUCUUUCGGGGCCAAAGGCCCUGGCAGAUAUCGUGGAAAGCGUAGCGGGGGCAAUACUUGUGGAUUCCGGCUUUGAUUUCGAGAAGCUGUGGGUUGUAUUGAAGCGGCUUUUGUCACCGUUUGUGACACCGGCGACGCUCUCAUUCCAUCCGGUUAGAGAGUUUCACGAAUUGUGCAGUUAUAAGAGCUGGGAAUUCGAAUGGGUCCAAUCAAGCUCUGGUGCCACAGCAGAGAUACUUUUAAAAGCUGGUGAGCAAAGGUUCACCGAAGUUUCAAGCAUUAAGAACAAGAAAGAUGCACGUAAAGACGUAGCAGAAAAACUGCUCACGAUGCUUAAGGACCUUGGCCAUCGGCAUCCUCGUUGGGACUCUUUAGCUCAAGAAGAAGAUGGUGUUCCUUCACACGAAAAUGCAUUGGAAUUGAAGGGGAUGCAAGAUGAACAAAUGCGACCUAGAAGUGGAGCAAACGAGCAGACUAUAUGCAACAUGGAAAUUACCAAUUUCUCUGGACAAGAGGUUUCAGAACAGCUGCCACUUCAAAUUGAUGUAACUGAGGAGCAGAUGACAUGCAACUUGACAAUUACUGAUUGCUCCGGACAGGAUGCUUCAGAAAAGAUUGAUAUAACUGAGAAGAAUACACGGAACGUGGAAACUACUGAUUACUCUGGACAAGUUGAACACAAUCAAGCUCAUACUUCGUCCAAAUGUUUUGUACCAAUUCGCAACCUGGACGUUGAUUUAGAGUCACUGACUGCGGUAAGAACAGAGAUGACGAACUGUGCGAUAGCUCUCCUGCAAGACUUUUGCAGCCAGAGAAAGCUGGGAUCACCGAAAUUCGAGGCAAAGGAAAGGCGUGGAGUGGCUCAAGGACGAUGGUUCUCGUUCACUGUGUCAGUGGAAAUCCCUGGCGAAGGUUUCUUGGAACAAGUGAGCUGCUUCAUGGCCAACAAAGAGAGAGCAAUGGGCGAUGCUGCCAAGAAGAUGCUACAGCUGCUAAGCAGCUUUGCGUCAAGCAGCUGAGAAACUUUUGCAAACUCAGGCAAAAGUGUUCGCUUUUCUCCAGCACACUCCUCUCAAGCCGCAGUUUCUUCAUGCUUGUGCUGUCCAAACCUUGGCACAGGGGGAACUAUGUGUGUGUCUAACUAAGAAGCUUAUUAAAUCCUCAAAUCUCUGCUUGGAACUCC